This is a messenger RNA of Heterotrigona itama, 2642 nucleotides long. Lineage: Eukaryota; Metazoa; Arthropoda; Insecta; Hymenoptera; Apidae. The record is from the annotation of a GenBank genome assembly.
AUGCAUUUAAGAUCCGUGAUCGUGAUCGUGUAUUUCUGCGUGGCGUACGCAAGCUGCCAGUUCUUCAAUGUCAAGAAAAUCUUGAACUUCGAUGGUCUGGCACUCAAUGAGACUGGAAAUGAAUUGUGGAGAGGAUUGAUCAGAGAUUGCGACCAGUCCGUGACGUUCUCCUGCAUACAAAAGAAUGCUUACGCGUAUUUGGAUAGUGUUUUCGCGGAACGAGACAAUAUCACGGUGUUUGAAGGUUUGACUAUGACCAAGAACGAUUUGAACUAUGGAACGUGUCGCAAAAAGGAUAGUCGAGAUGAUCCUAUGGAUGAAAAUCUCGUGGAAGGGUCCAGCAAGGAUGGCUGCGACGAGGAGGAAAGUGAGGAGGAGAAGGGGGAGGGAGAAGGUCGACAGUUCGGCGAAGAGCAGUCACCUUUGGAAGAGGUGACUAACUCAUUGCGGAAGAAGGUGGUGAAAUUCCUCGCGAACAGGGAUUAUCAGAUUCAAUUACCCGAUUUCUUCUUCGAGGGAGCUACGAUCAAAAUAAGUCCGCGCGAAGUGGACGAAAACGGUGCUCUAGUUAAAUUGGACUUCGGUCAACGUGGCUUGGAGAGCCAAGGAAGAAUCUUUAAGAAAAUCAAGAAAUUCAUACAGAACAAACUGUUGACAAGCUUGCUAGCUCUGCUCAUCAUCAUCAAGCUAAUCAAAGUGAAGUUCAUGUUUGUGAUACCAUUCCUGUUCGGCGUGGGAGCCGCGAAGAAGCUGUUCCUGAAGUUGUUGCUCUUCUUCAUCCCGGCAUUCGCUCAUGUUUUUAAGCUAUGCUCGAGCUAUUACUCCGCGCACGGCACGAAGUACCACCAUCACCAUCAUCAGAUAGCGCAUCAUCAUCACCAUGUACCAGUCCCGGUACCAGUUCCAACCUACUACAAUCACCAUCAUAAUCACCACGAAGACGAAUUUGACGGCUACGAUUACGCCCAUCCUCACAUUCAGUACCGAAAAGAUAUCGAAGAAUUAAAGGAAUGGGGGAUCGAACCUUACGAGGAGCCUUACGAAAUUGAAGCUGGCCCCGUGCCAGCUCGGCCUUCGCCGGCAGUACAUCCGGCUGCACCUUUCCCAGUGCCCGCUCACUCUGGAAUGUAUGGUAUUUCUCAAUAUGCGCCAAACGCGCAUCCAAUAGUUUCUCCGUAUUUGGAGAAACGUCCACCGUCGUCUGCUCACAGCCUGGCCUAUUCAGCGUAUGCCGAUAACAAUCGCAGAACAGCAGGCCAAUCAGCCUCGCCAACUGUCGUCAACGUUCCUUUAAAUCCCGCAAACCUGCCGUCAACGAUGCUACCAACCGCGACAAACAUCAAGAAUUCGUACGUCGCGUUUGGACAGCAGAAUGCGAGAGAAGUUUCGGCAAAGAGUGGCCCAGCGGAUUCGAGAGUUACGGUGGUUACGCAACGGCCAAAGUACGACGACGAGUACUACGGGCCGAUAAUUAACAGGCUGGAGGAGAUAUUCAAGCAACUGAGAUUCGUCGAAGAGAGUUGCAGAGAGAGGCUCGUGUGCAGCAUGUACAAGAACCCGACUGUGUAUUCGCCGCACAGCAACCUCGUUUCCAACGAGCUGUCCAGAGAUCCGCAGGAGCUAAAACGGACGGAGAUGGAAAGCUCGUCCAGCCAGAAGUUCCACAGAUAUUUCAACGCUGCCAGAUUGGGUCAAGACGGUGGAGAUUGCUUGAGAACAUAUCCAUGCCACAUAAAUACCGAAUAAACCUCGGCAUCGAUUUUUCUUGCUCAUCAACGAAGACUCGCCGUGGGGACAAUUAUGUAUUGACGUCACCAGCGUUUAUGGCACUACGCCGCCACGCGUUGAAGUCUCUCUAAUACGAGUUCGACUGGUUUGUUCCGCUAGGCGCCGAACAUAUUUAGAUGGUCACGAGUAUAGGCUAUUCGUUCGUGUCAAGGUCAUAGAUCGAUCAUUGUAAUAAAAGGAUGUCAGUUGAUUUCACAGCCAAUUUAUUAUUUAAAAUGUCUUGCGGUAACAAGCGAAACACUUUUUGCGACACGUAAAAACGCUUUGAUUGUUCCUUGCAUUCGUGACGUGUUACGUGGAAUUUUCGUGUUAAAUCGAGAAGAAAUGUGCGCUCUGUUCGAUUUAAUUAAAUACGUUCUAUUUAGAGAUAUAAGUAGGACAUUUUCUUAGAAUCGUUAUUACGAGGAGUUUCUUAAAUGUUCGUUCGGCCUCCGAUACUGUUUGAAGCUGAAUGAAAUUUACUGAUGAAAUGUCAAACUUUCGUUUCUUUGACACUUUGUCAGAAAAGUGAGAGAAACGUAUCUUCCAAAUAAUGUUCUUCGAUCGUACACUGGACUGUGCGUGGCAAUUAUAGUUUCACAAUUUUCUCAGAUAUGUAUUUUGCAAUUGAUAACAAUUCUUCUGUGUACACAUAAAUACGUGUACUUGGUACGAUAUCGUGUUACAUAUUAAUGAUAAUUUAUGUAUAUAUAAUUCAAUCCAAGUGUAAGUCGUUAUACAUGCGAAUCUUCGAAUGUGAAAUCCUCAACAUUAGAUGCGAUGAUUUAUUUAUUUUUGGAUAUGAUUAUUUAUUGUUAUGUUCUCGGGUGCCAUACCCAGCUAUUAUUUAUUGUACGCGUUAACAACUCGAUUAU